This is a messenger RNA of Centrocercus urophasianus (Greater sage-grouse), 3579 nucleotides long. RefSeq names its product beta-1,4-N-acetyl-galactosaminyltransferase 4 (gene B4GALNT4). NCBI's taxonomy places the organism in Eukaryota, Metazoa, Chordata, Aves, Galliformes, Phasianidae. The record is from RefSeq and is a predicted model, not a curated record. The coding region runs from base 1 to 3444 and encodes 1147 amino acids. Gene Ontology annotation, cellular component: Golgi cisterna membrane. Gene Ontology annotation, molecular function: acetylgalactosaminyltransferase activity. The transcript has 20 exons.
AUGCCGCGGCUCCCGGUGAAGAAGAUCCGCAAGCAGCUGAAGCUGCUGCUGCUGCUUGCGCUGCUCACCUCGGCCGCGUGGUUUACGUACCUGCACAUCAGCCUGAUGCGCCAGGGCCGCGCCCUCCGCCUGCCCUUCACCUACGGCAGAGAUGGGGAGCGGCUGGGGGAGGUGACAGACCCUGGCAGGCGGCCGGCAGUGGCCCAGGCAGUGGCACGGCAGAGGAAGGCCGAGGACUCCAGUGAGAGCCACGAGGAGGAGCAGAAUGAUGGACAGGAUUUGGACGGACGCUUUUCCAGAGGCUCACGAGCCACCAGGCGCCCCAAACUCAACCUGACCAAGCAGGUUCUGCCCUGGGAUGAGAAGUACAAGGGGAAAGCGAACCUGCAUGUUUUUGAGGACUGGUGUGGAGGAGCUGUGAGGCACCUAAGGAAGAACCUCCAUUUUCCACUCUUUCCACAUACCCGCACCACAGUGAAGAAGCUGGCGGUGUCACCCAAGUGGAAGAACUACGGGCUAAGGAUUUUUGGCUACAUUCACCCUUUCAAGGAUGGAGAUUUCCAGUUUGCUGUGGCAUCAGAUGACAAUUCGGAGUUCUGGCUCAGUUCUGAUGAGAGCCCAUCCAACUCACGGCUGGCUGCCUUUGUGGGCAAGCUGGGUACCGAGUGGACAGCUCCAGGGGAGUUCACCAAAUUCAGCUCACAGGUCUCCAAGCCUCUACGCCUUAUGUCGUCCAGGCGCUACUACUUUGAGCUGCUCCACAAGCAAGACGACCGAGGCUCGGACCAUGUGGAAGUGGGCUGGCGAGUUUUCCUCCCUAGCUUGAAGUUCGAAGUGAUUGAUUCUUCCUACAUUUCUCUGUACACAGACGAAUCGACUUUGAAGAUGAACCAUGUGGAGCACAUCCCGCAGUCUCUGGCCAGCCACAGUGGGAGCUACCUCUGGGAGGCACAAUGGGAUGAGCAUGGGGCUGACAUGCUCAAGUCUGACCCCAGGGAUACCUUCUUCCUCACCCCUGCAAUAGAGCCGUCCCGUGUGGAGAAUGUGCUGGUGCCCUGUGCCUACAGCCCCACCUACGUGGUGAAGGACUUCCCCAUCGCCCGCUACCAGGGCCUGCAAUUUGUCUACCUCUCGUUUGUGUACCCCAAUGACUUCACGCGCCUCACUCACAUGGAGACGGAGAACAAGUGCUUCUACAGGGAGUCCCCGCUCUACCUGGAGAAGUUCGGUUUUUAUAAGUACAUGAAGAUGGAUGAGGAGGAGGAGGACCCACGUCAGCGAGCAUUUCUCUUCCUGAACCCAGACAAUUUCCUCGAAGAUGAUGAGGAGGAUGAGGAUACAGUGGACAGCCCUGAGGCCACAGACCCACCUCCCAAAGCCAGGAAGAACCUCGAGCUGGUACCUGAAACCCAAAGGAAGGAGAUUCUGCCAGUCACCAGAGAUUAUGGAGACUACCUGGACUACUACAGCUUCCGCCGCAAGCAGAGUCGGGUGCGGGACGAGGUGGGCAUGGGAAGGUGGAGCAUGCCCCCUGCCACUCCCAGCCCCACAGCUACUCCUGUGGGCCCCCAUGGCAAUGGGGACACAGGACCUGGGCAGGAGAGAGUCCGUGGAAGGAUGCUUCGAUGGUUACCCCAGGAGCCCAGUGAGGAGGAUGAGCUGGGGCUCCUGGUGUCCUCCAAGCGUGCUGGGGUGCUCAGCCUCCAGUCUCACCUCUCUGUUCCCAUCUUUGGUGGCAAAGCCAAAACACCAGCUCCCAGCAAGUCUGUAGUAUCCAAGGAGGAGAGAAAACCUAAGAAAGCCCAGGAGAAGGUGUAUGUGACCAGGCUGCAGCCAGGCAAACGCAAAGCCCCAGCCCAGGAGCCUGCCUUCCCCAACAUCUUCCUUUACCCAAAGCUUCUGAAGAAAGUGCAGCUUCGUUCCAGGACCCCUCAGAAGCAUUCCAUCACUCCCAGCAAGCUUCGAACUGCCCCUGGCCACCGGACCCCUUGGCUCUUGAGCAACAUUUCCAAAGAGAGAGAGUCAGCCAGGAGGAAGACCAGCCAGGCGGGUGACAGGAGGUGGCGGCUGGUGAGCAAGCAGGAAGAACUGGGGGCUGAAGGGAUCUUCAGCAAGGAGACCCACGAGGAUGUGACCACUGCCCCAGGCAGGAUGGCAGUCACCACCGAUUACAACUCCUCAGAGGUGACUCGCUCACAGGGGACACGGGUGACAUCCUUUCUGAAGACAUCAGAGAUAACAACAUCCCAGCAGGAGGGAAAGGGCCAAGAGGAAGAGGAGGAAGAGGAGGUGUCCGACUACAGUUACGAGACAGGGGAGCUGCCGCAGAGCUGGCUGGAGGACUCCAUCAACUGGCAGAGGACGUUCAGUGUCAGUUCGGUGGACUUCGAGCUCCUGCGCUCCGACUGGAAUGACUUGCGCUGCAACGUCUCGGGCAACCUGCAGCUGAGUGAGAGUGAGGUGGUCGAUGUGGUGGCCCAGUACAUGGAGAAGCUCAACGAGAAGAAUGGGGGCAUUUACACCCUUUUGAGGAUCAUCAAUGUGGAAAAGCGCCGGGACACAGCUCGUGGCAACCGCUACCUGCUGGAGCUGGAGUUAGCAGAACGGGGCCAGCGGACAGUUCGGCUCUCUGAGUAUGUCUAUGUCCUUUUGCACCAAGGCAAGCAGGAUGACAGUGCUGAAGCCAACCCUGAGGGACCAGCCGUGGGGGCCACCGAGACCCAGCCAAGCACCUGGAGCAUCCUCUAUGGGAAGCCCACUCUGUGUCGGCCUCUGCAGCUGAGCUGGAAGCAGGACAUCAUGGUGCACUUCGUGGUACCUGUGAAGAACCAGGCGCGCUGGGUCCAGCAGUUCAUCUCAGACAUGGUCAGCCUGUAUGACAUUACAAAGGAUGCCAACUUCAACGUCAUCCUGGUGGACUUUGACAGCGACGACAUGGAUGUUGAGAAAGCCCUGCAGGAUGCCCAGCUGCCUCGCUACCAGUACCUACGGCGCACGGGGAACUUUGAACGCUCAGCAGGGCUGCAGGCUGGUGUGGACAUGGUUGAGGAUGGGCACAGCAUCGUGUUCCUGUGCGACCUGCACAUCCACUUUCCCUCCAACAUCCUGGACAGCAUCCGGAAGCACUGUGUGGAAGGGAAGCUGGCCUAUGCGCCCAUCGUCAUGAGGCUAAGCUGUGGCAGCUCCCCACGGGAGCCCAACGGUUACUGGGAGGUGAAUGGCUUUGGUCUCUUUGGCAUCUACAAGUCAGACUUUGACCGCGUUGGAGGGAUGAAUACGGAGGAGUUCAGGGACCGCUGGGGCGGAGAGGACUGGGAGCUCCUGGACAGGGUCCUUCAGAGCGGGCUGGAGGUGGAGCGCUUGCGUCUCAGGAACUUCUACCACUAUUACCACUCCAAGCGCGGUAUGUGGAACGCUCACAGCAAGAAGUCGCCCAAGGACUAACACCCUGAGCCCAGCCCACAGCUAACAGACCACAGCCAGAGAUUGGCCGCCGCUGGUGCCCAUGUGUCCCCAACCCUCUGGUCCAGCACGGAGGGCACUAUUGCCACCGGGGUCUCCAAAUGAACCAUGGUUACU